AAAGAAUAAAAAUUAUUCAACAAUCGUUCAUACCUCACUUUAAGAAUUUUUGCUCAAACAAACAAAUUCACGCAAUAUUAUCUUCAAGAGAAUCACUGUUAGCGUAGCGUCUAUCAUUUCUUUGUUUAACAAUAUUUAAUCCCAAUGACAGUUUUUCCACUUAAUCAUUUUACGAUGUACGCAGACAGUGUCGUUACACCUGAUUGCGAUGCACGUUUAUAUAAUAUAAUGACCCGCGCUGUUGCGAUUUUCUAAACUGUCCGGCAAAUAAUUCUCAUGAAAAUCUUACAUUGUGCACAUUUCCCUACCAAUUUACGCGAGUCAUUAAUUCUAAUCAUUGUUGGAUUAAGAUUGAUCAAGGUUAUAUAAUAAAUUCAAUAUAAAAGACAAGGUCAAAUUUCGGACAAGAAACUUGAUUGAAUAUAUUGCAUGAAUACAUAAUUGCUCUGAGAUAUGUAUACAGUUAAGGCUUUGUAUAUACGUAGUAGAUUUAAUGUAUAACUUAUACAGAAAUAAGUAUCAAUAGUCGCUUUAAGUGGUUAUAUGUAUGUUAUCGUUAAUUCUUGCGAGUAAGUGUUCUAGAGCGGAUAUAGCGAAUUUAUGAAUUUACAACCCCUUUACGACUGUGUAACUAUAUAAUUUUAAUCAUGGUUUAUAUUAUGUGGAUGUUUUAACAGUCGUGAAAUUGCGAAUUACUCGGUUAUAUAACGAUUUCAGAGAAGUAGAUUUUCAUUGGCUUAAAAAUUAUGUAUUGGUGCGAGUACUUCAUAUUUAAGUUGAUAUAAUAAUUCAGAAUAACAUAAAUUACGCAAUCACUUGAAUUCUCUUAGGAAUCGUCGAUAUGAUAGAAAUACGCCCAUCGAGUCAUGUGAUUGAUUAGGUUUUCGACUUUGGGAUUAUUUAUCAUUUCCUGAUUAAUCUUGAUUGUUGUGCAUUCGACACUUUUUUUCUCUUUCCAAAGACAUUUAAUGAUUCCGUGAAGAGUCUGAUAACAUGGAAAUAUUAUCAAGUACCAUUUAUCUUGCAGGGACAAAUAGUCGUGUGUUAUACUAAUGAGUAUUAUGCUAUUUGAAAUGCGAAGCAGAAUGAAAGAAAUAAUAGAGCAGAAAAUUGGCUUAUUUUGAAAAUGUCCGAAGAAAAUUACAGAAUUAUGAGAACGUAGAUAACGAAAGUUGUUAAAAAGAAUAUAUAUGUAAUUCGUAUGUAUAUAUAUACAUAUGCGGUCACGUUGACAUUGUCUAGCAGUCAAGGCAGCAUAACUCGGACUUAUGUAAGGUUCUUGUAAAAUAGCAGCAAAGUGCGCAUUGUUGUUGGCUUAUCAGGGCAGAAAUAACGAAGCAUAAAACAAAUGCGAACUUAAUAAUUUCCAUCGCUUGAUAUUGCAUUACGAAGAAAAUCCUGAUGUUUAAAAUUUUCAAGAUAAAAACAAACAGAAGUAACGCACAGUAAGAGUUAUUUGCUGAGUAAACAUGUUAAAGGAAAUGAAGAAAUUCUCUUUACAAAAAACUUGUGCGAUAACUUCGUAUGGGUCAUCUUCUUGCUCAGUUAAUUUGUCUUAGAGAAUGCAAUUCGCCUUGUUAAGGAGCAUAAUAUUUUUUACGGUUGGGAAAAUACCAGAAAAGGAAUACUUACUACAUCAUGAGGAUCAUUAAGGAUAAUUGUUACUGUUAUUCUCGUUCUUGUUAGACGGCAAUUAUUCCUUAUUGAUAGGAUGGGCAUGAUGCGUUGAUAACAUUGACAAGCAUUUUGUAGUAUGGCGGCUUAUCAUUCCUCAGGCGUAAACGUAGUAUGCAAUUUGUAAUACACAGCUGUCGGAAUGGUUGCUGUAGGUAGAAAGUAAAUGAAAUCGUGACAGCUGACCCCGGUUUUGAUGAGAUAAAAAAGUAGAGACUGGUAGAGACUCGACUGUGGAUGUGAUCAGAUACGACGGAGUCGAGAGGGAUUACCGAUACAAAGCAUUAGUGGAGGACUAUAUACUUACUUAUAUUUUUAUCAUACGACAAAAAAUCCAGACCUAUCAGUGUUCUGCAUUCUCAGUAUAAAUCGGAAUACCAUUCGCUAUCGACGUGCAUUCAUCGUAAAAGUUUUGUGUUUUAGACCUGUGCAAACAAACGAAUCCACAAAAAUGGUUGAGAAGUAUGAAAGUGUUGCAGGUUCGAGUCAGUCCAGUCUUGAGAUUGCGACUGACAGAACUCCUUUACUGCAAGACCAUCGCACUGCCAUGGGAGAGAAGAACAUAGGAAUUUCACAGCAGACGCUGGUAUCCAAUGCUGGCGAUGUGACUAAUAAAGCUAAAAAGCUUCCACAGUAUGCUGCGGGUUUGGCAUCAACCUUGGGAGCUCUAGCAGCUGGUAUGGUGCUAGCUUGGUCGUCACCUGCUGGUACUGACGGUGUCAAUCUGUCAGGAUCCUAUGACUUUAGUAUUUCUCCAAAUCAGUUCUCAUGGAUCAGUGCUUUAGUCCCCCUUGGAGCAGCAACAAUCUGUGUACCUAUUGGAAUCCUUGCUGAUUUGGUUGGAAGAAAGACAGCCAUGCUCAUGCUAGUAGUGCCGUUCAUGGUUGGCUGGGCUCUUAUUAUUUGGGCAAACUCAGUCGUAAUGUUUUACAUUGGUCGUUUUAUCACUGGUCUGAGUGGCGGUGCAUUCUGCGUAACAGCACCAAUGUACACAGCAGAGAUUGCAGAAAGUGAAAUUCGAGGAAGCCUGGGUUCCUACUUUCAACUGAUGCUCACCGUGGGUAUCCUUCUUACCUAUGCACUUGGCAUGGUAACAAACAUGUUCCAAUUAUCCAUCAUUUCUGCAAUCGUACCACUCAUCUUUUUCGGAGUGUUCUUCUUCAUGCCAGAGACACCUACAUAUUACAUCAAGAAAGGAAACAUCGAUGCUGCCAGAGCAAGUCUUAUAAGACUACGAGGGCCAAGAUACAACGUAGAACCUGAACUCUUGGCACAAAGACAAUCCCUAUCGGAAACUGCUGAAAACAGAGGUUCCUUCUUCACAGCAAUCAAAUCAAAAGCUGCAAUUAAGGGACUGAUAAUUGCCUUUGGACUGAUGUUCUUCCAACAGCUAAGCGGUAUCAACGCCAUCAUUUUCUAUGCCAACAGCAUUUUCAAUGCAACUGGUACUAGUCUCUCGGCCAAUGUCUCCACCAUCAUCGUAGGCGUCAUGCAAGUCGUCGCUGUCUUCGUCAGUAGUCUCAUUGUCGAUAAACUAGGCAGAAGGAUUCUUCUCCUGGUAUCUAACUUUGUCAUGUUUGUCACCGCCCUGAUUAUCGGUAUCUACUUCUAUCUGAAAAAUAACGGGCACGACGUCCAAGCCAUUGCAUGGCUACCACUAGUUGCAGUAUGCGGAUUCAUCAUCCUCUUCUCCCUUGGUUACGGUCCCAUUCCUUGGAUGAUGAUCGGCGAGAUAUUUUCUUCUCAGAUUAAAGGAAUUGCUGGUAGCAGUGCCUGUUUAUUCAAUUGGCUAAUGGCAUUCGUUGUGACUAAAUUCUACAGCGACCUGGUGAACUCUGUAGGCAUGGCAAUACCUUUCUUCAUAUUCGCUGCAGUUUCAGCCGUUGGUACCGUUUUUGUCUUUUUCGUUGUACCGGAAACGAAAGGCAAAUCUCUUGAUGAAAUUCAACAAGAACUUGGAGGUAAUCCAGUUGUUGCUCAGCAAGGGAUGAAAGCAUGAGGACACGUUGUUAUAAGCGUUGAAAUCGCUUCGACAAAAUCUCGUGACAAUGCUCAAUGACUUCUAUGCUAAUGUUACGAAAAUAAUGGUCGCAUAAGGGAGGCUUCAAAUUAAUGCUAUUGAUAAAAGCAUACCUCGUCGAAAUACAUGUCAGAUACAGGCGAAAAGUUUAACAUUCUGAGCGAUUCGAUCAAUGACGAUGACGUCGUGAUGAUCUUAUAGUACGUCGGAUAUCCUCGCAUAAGACUGAUUCUUGUAUAAAUAUUCAUUCUUUGCAUGUCUUUCAUGACAUAUCUAUUAUGUAUUAUUUCUGUGAAUAUAAUGUGCAUGAACCCCGUUGUUGUAAAACUGUAAAUAAAUUAUUGUUACUUAAACGUA
This is a messenger RNA of Cephus cinctus (wheat stem sawfly), 4051 nucleotides long. RefSeq names its product facilitated trehalose transporter Tret1. Gene Ontology annotation, cellular component: membrane. The coding region runs from base 2126 to 3673 and encodes 515 amino acids. Lineage: Eukaryota; Metazoa; Arthropoda; Insecta; Hymenoptera; Cephidae. Gene Ontology annotation, biological process: carbohydrate transport; transmembrane transport. The transcript is spliced from 2 exons. Gene Ontology annotation, molecular function: sugar transmembrane transporter activity. The record is from RefSeq and is a predicted model, not a curated record.